CUCCUCCCUGUGUGUGUGUGUGUGUGUGUGUGUGUGUAGCGGGUGGGUGACAGCUGGGCUCGCUGCGCUCCGCUCCAGUCUAAGCUUCUCCAAAUAGGAUGACUGUCGGCUUUUGUGGAAGGGACUGCUUACAUCUCCUCCGUAGCUAGUUCUGGGACACCCGCUCGGUUCGCUCCGUUCAUUUUUCACCUGAAGGGUAACACCUCGCUUUUCCCCCUCCCUUCGCCCUUUGUAGCCUGGAUUUCCGAUGGAUAUUCCGAUUUGAGCGCGGCAUGUAACAAAAAAGAAGCGCAAGAGAGAAAAGUCGCGCUCGGCGUUGUUAUUCUGAGACGAGCACCAUCCGAACUGCUGCGAGAGACCCAUCUAAUGGAUUAUUAACAGCUGAGCCACUGCGAGGGACAUCCAUUCAUGAGCUGAAGGGGUCCUAACUCUGUCAGUGAAGCACAGAUUCCAUUGUUGCAGCCGACAGACGGUGAAGCGCCGCGGCUUUCUCUGUAAUUGCGUGCACGUGAAGGCUAAGCCAAAUCUCUAGAGGACCAGCAGCAGCAGCAGCAGCAGCAGCAGCAGCAGUGUUGGUGCGACCAUGAGGUCAGAGGCCUUGGUACUCUACUUCACGCUACUGCAAAUAGCCGGGGCGGGCUUCCCCGAGGACAGCGAGCCCAUUAGCAUCUCACAUGGCAACUACACAAAACAAUAUCCAGCAUUUGUGGGCCACAAACCUGGAAGGAACAACACGCAGCGGCACAAACUGGACAUCCAGCUCAUCAUGAUCAUGAACAGGACGUUAUACGUCGCGGCCAGGGAUCACAUUUACACGGUGGACACCGAGACAGCCAACGGGGACGAGAUUUUUUUCAGCAAGAAAAUGACAUGGAAGUCCAGACAGGGAGACGUGGACACCUGCAGAAUGAAAGGAAAGCACAAGGAUGAGUGUCACAAUUUCAUCAAAGUCCUCCUGCAGCAAAAUGACGACGCCUUGUUUGUUUGUGGAACAAACGCCUUCAAUCCCUCCUGUCGAACCUUCAAGAUGGACACCAUGGAGCCGCUGGGAGAAGAGAUCAGUGGAAUGGCACGAUGUCCGUAUGACGCCAAGCACGCAAACGUUGCCCUUUUUGCAGAUGGCAAGCUGUACUCAGCCACCGUAACAGACUUCCUAGCGAUCGAUGCGGUCAUCUAUCGAAGCCUUGGCGACAGCCCGACUCUUCGCACUGUCAAACAUGACUCCAAAUGGCUGAAAGAACCGUACUUUGUCCAGGCAGUCAAUUACGGAGACUUCAUCUAUUUCUUCUUUCGGGAAAUUGCCAUGGAGUACAACACAAUGGGAAAGGUGGUGUUUCCUCGUGUGGCGAGGGUUUGUAAGAACGACCGGGGCGGCUCGCCUCGUGUCCUGGAGAAGCAGUGGACCUCGUUUCUAAAAUCCCGCCUGAACUGCUCCAUCCCCGGAGACUCUCACUUCUACUUCAACAUCCUUCAGGCUGUGACAGAUGUCCUCCACAUCAACGGGAGAGACGUCGUCAUGGCAACUUUCUCAACACCUUACAACAGUAUUCCGGGCUCAGCGGUGUGUGCUUAUGACAUGGCGGAGGUGGCGCACACAUUUACGGGGCGCUUCAAAGAGCAGAAAUCCCCAGACUCCACCUGGACGCCUUUUCCUGAAGAGAAGGUUCCCAAACCGAGACCGGGCAAUUGCGCUGGUUCUCCAUCCAUGGAGAGGUACAAGGUAUCCAACGAGUUCCCCGACGACACACUCAACUUCAUCAAGAUGCAUCCUCUGAUGGACGAGGCCGUGCCCUCCAUUGCUAACAGACCCUGGUUUCUCAAGACCAUGGUGCGGUACCGUCUGACGCGCAUUGUGGUCGACAACAAAGCGGGCCCCCAUAAGAACCACACGGUUGUGUUCUUGGGAUCGGAGAAAGGCAUCAUCCUCAAGUUCCUGGCCAAGAUGAACAACGGCUUUCUCAACGACAGCCUGUUCCUAGAAGAGCUGAACGUCUACAACCCUGACAGGUGCAGUAUAGAUGGUGUGGACGACAAACGCAUCAUCGGGAUGCAGAUAGACACCAGGGGCCAUGCCCUGUGGGUGGCUUUCACCUCAUGUGUGGUCAAAGUACCGCUGUCUCGAUGCGAAAGACAUGGACGAUGCAAAAAGUCCUGUAUAGCCUCCAGGGAUCCAUACUGUGGUUGGGUGUCAGAAGGUUCCUGUAGACAAGUGGUCAGCAACCCUAAAUCCGCCUUUGAGCAGGACGUGGAGCGUGGUAACACAGAUGGCCUGGGAGACUGCCAAAAUACAUUUGUGGCUCUGAAUGACAACGCUUCUGGUUACGAAGGCCACCAUCACCAUCAUCACACUCUCUCACUUCCCACCCCGGCCCUCCCCGAGGCCGCAGAGGGCCCCCUGGGGCGGGGCCGCAUGGUGGAGAGGAAGGACCCCCCCAUGAGCUCAGACAAAGGGGAGGACCCGUACGUGGCCGUGCCCUCUCAGACUCAACCAGAAGCCAAUGGUGUGAUCCGUGAGAGCUACCAGAAGGGUCGUGACCAGCUGGUUCCUGUGACCCUGCUGGCCAUAGCUGUCAUCCUGGCAUUUGCAAUGGGCGCCAUCUUCUCAGGCCUCAUCGUUUACUGCGUGUGUGACCACCGGCGGCGGGAUCUGGGCCUGACGGGUCACAAGGAAAAGGACAACCUCCACUCCCGCCGAGGAUCAAUGAACAGCGUGACCAAGCUGUCUGGCCUGUUUGAGACUCAGGCCAAAGACGGUCGCCCGGAGGCGAUCCUCACCCCUUUGAUGCAUAACGGGCGACUUACCAAUGGGAAAAUGUUGAUAAAAGCUGACCAGCACCACCUGGACCUCGCUGCUCUGCCAACACCUGAAUCCACGCCCAUGCAGCCACGUCGUAAACCCAGUCGAGGGAGCCGUGAGUGGGAAAGAAACCAGAACCUCAUUAAUGCUUGUACCAAGGACAUGCCACCCAUGGUCACCCCUGUUAUUUCUACAGACCUGCCCCUGAGAAGCUCACCUGGUCACAUUCCCAGUGUGGUAGUCUUGCCCCUGCCGCAGCAUCAGCAUCAACUUCAACCUCACCUGCAGCAAAACUACCAGCACGAGUACGUGGAACAGCCUCAUCACAGCGACCUGAGCAUGAGCCAUGGUGUCAUGGAAGACCAGGGGGCCACGCUGGAGUACAAGGCAGGAAAGAGCCACAUGGUGGAUCCAGAUGGGGUGCUGCCACCUCGCGUGCCCCAACGAGAGGCCUCUCUCACCGUCCCUCCUGCUGUCCCACAGAUGGGCAAACGCCUGGAGGUCCACUCGUCAGUGUACGGCCUCCGGAAAGGAUCGGCAUCUGCUGUUUCUGGGUCCUCUGCCCUCAAGAAGCAUAACACCAACUCUUCUAACUCCUCCCAUUUGGCGAGACAUCACAGCUUCCGUGUGGAGACGCCACCACCUGCCCCCCAGAGGGUGGACUCCAUACAAAUGACAGCACAGGGCAUUUCGCUAUCACGGCAGCCCGGAGCGAUCUCGUAUGGCUCACUGCCUCGAACAGGCAUCAAGCACCUCAAGCCUGAUGUCCCACCAAAACCAUCUGUAGUCUCACUGUCAACAAAAGUCAAGUCCAGUGACUCUGGCACAUAGUCAGCUUUCAGCCCGUUAAUCCAAUGUGAACAGACAAACGUCAAGGGAGUUUUCCUAAGAGGACGUAAAAACAGGGAACACUGUACAACCGGCAUCUCGUUUAGUGCUUUUGUUUGUUUGUUUGUAUGUUUUUGGUGUACAGUACAGUGGAAAAAUCUUUUUUUUUUCUAAGAAAACUUACUUUUUAUAUAAAUAUGUAAAUAUAAAAUGGUUGUUGUCUGUUGCUGCUGUCACCAAGCUCAUGCUUUGUCAACUAAAAUGGGAGGAAUGUGCUGCUGAUGGAAAAAUAAGACGAACCCCGUCCUGAAUAUUUCAUCCGUUCGGCACCUUGUAGCAUCCGAGACGGUGGCCCGUUGAGUCUUUGGCCGUUGGGACUUGGACACAUUUUCAUGCCAAUAAAAGCACACGAGGAGCUAGCACGCAGGAGGGCUGAGGUAGGAGAGCGAUGGUUGUACAGUACCUUGAUUACUCGAGAGUCUGAGCGAGAGAGCUCAGAGCCACGGACUAAAAGGACAGGCGACUGCCUCAUUUCUGUUGGAAACUGUGAAAAGCAUCUCAGUGUUACAGCAAUCAAGACCUGCCUGGGUUUUCCCUGAAAGCCCGGCCAGAAGAAUCUUCUACUGUACUGGAACUAAAUAUUACGUGACUGUUAAUACUAAUAGCUUGUUGUAUUUAUUUUUAUUAAGUUCUUUUAAGGAAAAAAAAAAACAAGAAAAAAAUCAAACAAACUGACUUUCUAGGCUCGGACAGAGAGAAGAUCUUUUAAUAUUAAUUAUUCAAGUGAGGAAAAAAAUAUUUAAAGUCAUUAAACUGGAGCCAGUAGAACUUUUUCAUUGACUAAAAGGUCCAGAAGGUCUUAUUGUGUCCUCAGUGGGACCAACAGAGAGGAGGAGGUGAUAUUUAUUUAAACUGUGCCAGACUCUUAAUUUCAUCUUCACAGACUAGAGUUUCCAUUGUUUUGAACCAAUCAUAAAAGACCUCCUGGAUCUCACCCCUUUACUCCUCUGAGGAGCCCCCCCACCCCCCACCCCCCUCUUCAACCAGCACUGUGGUUUUCUGAGUCAGAAACACUUUGUCCUGACUAGAAUCUGGCUUACUAGUGCCAUCCAAGCUCACCGUUGCAGCUGACGCGACGGCGCAGGAAUCAGACAAUAGACGCUGAAAAAGAAGCCGUAGGUGAGGCCGCGAGCUCGCUGAGCGCCGCCUCCGACGUCGCAGCGUAUCGUCCGGUGACAUCACACGGACCGGGCAGGCGAAAGCAACGAAGACGUCUGUUACGCUCACUUCUUUUUUCCACAUGUAAAUUUGUGCCUUACACCCUCAAGUAGUGACAAUGUUUUCUUUAAUAGCUGUUAACUUUGUGUCCUUGUUGUUUUUCUUUUUACUUCCUGCUUAUUUUUCUCACGUCACGAUAUUUCCCUGGUUUGAUAUAUGAAAAAAAAGCAAUUAAAGAAUGUAGGUGUUAUUGUUGUAAUUCUGGUUCAUAGACAUUAACACACUUACAUCUGUUUUUUUUUCUCCUACAGACACACAAACACACACUUUUGUGGUUAAUUUGUCAUCGUGCCAACAAUGCGCUUAAAGCAGCCCUUUAUGUUGUGCCGGCUGUGUCGAUGAAGACGUUGUGUUUUGUUUUCUUUUAUACAAGUCCUGGUAUGUGUUUCUCAUCUGUUUAGCGUGAUGGUCAGUUGACUGAACCGUUGACGUUUGUUACUUGGAGAGAAGGCCAAGUGUGUGUGUGUCUGUAUCUUUGUGGUGCACUGCAUUAAUUAAUGAAACCACCGUAGAAAACGUACAGUAUGAGACACACAAAAGCCCCUAAAAUGACUGAACAGCUUAUUUCUUAAGCAGUUGCAAAAACAGGCUGGUUCCUGUGGAAGAAAAGCUGGCAUUUUGAAGCAAUACUCUAAACUGUUCUCCAUUUAACCCCCUUUUGUAAGAAAAGAGAAACUGAAGAUGUUCUGAGGUACUUUUUUUUUUUUUGCUUCACCAACUCAUUAUCCAGGCCUUAGGAGUGACCGAGCGUUUGACUAAUGUGAUAUUUUGCUUGGUUUUAUUUGUACUCUGAGAUUUUUAUUGAUCACUUCACCCCUUCACCUAAACACUUAAACUGGAGCACUCUCCCAGUGUUGUAUGUGUAGAACAUUUUUCUGUUUCUCAAUGGAGGAAAGCCAACAAUGUGUGAAACCGUAGCUAACCCAAGAGCGACGUGUGGGAUCUGGGAUUUCGUUUUCAGGAGUGAGUGGAUGCUUGUUGGGUUUGGCUCAAAAAGACGAUUUACGAGGUAAAAAAAAAAAGACGGAGGUAUGGCGCCCUGUGAGGGCCAGGUGUUGGAAUGAAAGGAUUAUCAGUUUGUCUGUUUAGUAAAGUCAUGUGCUUGCAUUUGCUACAUCAGCAUAAGCGGGUGUUGCAUUGAGCUUUGUUUCUGAUGCAAACCUGACAGGGUGGAUUUGAAACUUAGAAACGGAAUUAAACACGACACUGGUGUUAAAACGAGCUCAGACAGAAAUAAUGCUCAACAUUAUCAGUAUGAUUGUUUAAAAUGAUCAAAUACUUUUACAUAUUAGACAUUUCAAUGUCAUUCCAGUACAAACGUGUAGGUUGGUUAAUUUAGAAGAUCUUUUUUAUGUUUUUUUUAGGGCCGGGACUUUAACGCGUUAAUUAUGAUUAAUUAAUUUUUUUUAAAUGACGCGUUAAAAAAAUUUACGCAUUUAAUCACAGCUUGCAUUUCGAGAAAAGCGGAACCUUUGUUAUUGCACGAUUUCCUCGUAGACCGAAUAUCACUGAUGCACACAACAAUGCACAGUGCUAAUGGCUACGAAAACGUAAUAAAAACAGAAAGAAGUUGCCUUGCUUGGACUGAUGCAGGAUUUAGGAAACACGUCCACCUCGUUUCUUAACGUGGAAAAGAAAACUUCCAGACAACAACGGAGUCCGUGUCGCGGACAUUUUUCAGAGAUCGUCUCUGCUGCGGCUGCCCGGUGGCACCGGAAACUUUACAAAAGUUGCGGUAAGCUAUAUUUUUAACAUUUACGUAACAUCUGUGCAGCGCUGAAAGCACCAGACAGAAUAAUUCUUUGUCUUAACAGUAGUUUAUGAAAGUAGUCAGACAAACGAGAGGCACCUGGCUGCCGCUGGGAGAACACUCCGUGUUCUCACUACUCUGUAAACAAUCACAAACAACAUGUCUUAAAGUUGAAAACAGAAGUUUAAGUUAAAACAGAAACACUCUAAAAAUGCGAUUAAUUUAGAUUAAUUAAUUACAAAGCCUCUAAUUAAUUAGGUUACAUUUUUUAAUUGAGUCACGGCCCUAGUUUUUUUAUUUUGUUUUCAGAUUGUUAUCAACACCUCGGCGACACCAAUACUAAAAACGACAUGAUAUUUAGUCAUUUUUUUGUACGUAAACCCAGAAGUCACACAGAUUACCUGGGUCAAAAUACAACUUAUGUUGUAAACAACAAAGUCGUAUUGUAUCUUACCCCUACUGCACACUGGAAGCAUCAGCGGCGCGGAACGGCGCCGCUUCAAAUAGAAUCCAUUUUAGAGUGUUACAAACCAGCCGCAAAGCAGCGAUUUUCAGACGCGUCCCAGAAGCGGCAUGCCUCUAAAAAUAGGGCCGGGUUCUUUUUUUUUUUGCCACGAGCUGCUUCUGCUAUGCGUACAUUUCCGCAGUUAACAUCAGGCUAGACAGGAAGACAUACGGUUUCAGCAUAAAAUCCCCGGUAAAUUUCAAAAUAAAAGUAAUGCAUCUAUGCAUUUAUAUAUAUAUGUAGCUUACGUGCGACCCAACGACUUAUUUACUCGCAGUAUUAUACCAGAAGUGCAACGGUGUGUUAUUUGUGUCUUUAAUCACGGCAGUGAAGAGGAACAGCAUCAUGUGUGACAUCAAACAGCGAUAGCAAUGAGAUUUCCUUCUUUUUGGUUUAACGGCAGAGUGCACAAACAAACCAGGACCUUUGAAGUCUUGCGAGGAGCACGGCAGAGAAGCCGCCCGUUGUGCACCGGAGUGCUGUGAUUGUCGCGAGUAAACCUUUCCGUUGCUGUUACGCACCGCUGAUGCUUCCAGUGUGCAGUAGGGGUUAGAAACGAUUACGUAUGACAAAUGGCUCGCAUUUAUGCCUUUCAGAGUCAUGUAUACACUACAGAGUAUACAUGACUGAGGAAGUUUUUUUCUUCUCCAACACAAUGAUGCUCUUUAGCAAAACCGCGCACAUGGUUUACUAAACAGAAAGAGAAAUUUUACAUCAAUUUCAGUAUUUUUAAGAUUUCUAUAUUUGACCCUUGCUGGGCUCCAUAGCGUUCAAGUGAAUCUCAGUUUGAAACAUGAUCUGAAGGCAUUUAUAUAAUUAUUCAAGCAAUGACCUCCAAGUUGGACCAAGAUUAGCAUAAAUGCUGUAUCUAAGAACAAGAGUCCCCUUUUCCCCACCUGAGUCCAUAAACCAGAACAUUCCACUGAAUAUUCCUUGUUCAGAAGGCCUGCGGAAGAAUUGUCAUGUUGACACAGAAUGUGAACAAUGCUAAACGUCCACAUCCUGUGUAGACAGGUGAUUUUAGCUGUGGGUGUUUUUAAGCUUCAGCAGCAGGAAGUGAGCUUUGGUUUAGGGUGAACUGUGAAGGCUGUUGUGGACAGUGAGGUUCUUUAGUGUGUGCCUUUUUGUCUUUCACCCUUGUUAUAAUUCACGGCUGUUAGAUGCAAAUCGACUUCUCAAACUUUUGACUUUGUAAGCUUGUAAGAUAUUGUGACGUCACAGAGUUUUUUGCCCUCUUAUCUCCACUUCCUUAACAUAUGAUUCACAGCUUAAUGUAUGUUGUAAAGACAAAACUCUUUAAUUUAAUGCAAAAUGUAAUUAAAAAAAGAAAAUAAAAUUCUUGUCAUGAA
This is a messenger RNA of Nothobranchius furzeri (turquoise killifish), 8507 nucleotides long. It is a transcript of the gene sema6a, whose product is annotated as sema domain, transmembrane domain (TM), and cytoplasmic domain, (semaphorin) 6A. Gene Ontology annotation, molecular function: chemorepellent activity; semaphorin receptor binding. Gene Ontology annotation, cellular component: plasma membrane. The record is from RefSeq and is a predicted model, not a curated record. NCBI's taxonomy places the organism in Eukaryota, Metazoa, Chordata, Actinopteri, Cyprinodontiformes, Nothobranchiidae. Gene Ontology annotation, biological process: neural crest cell migration; semaphorin-plexin signaling pathway; positive regulation of neuron migration.